This is a messenger RNA of Periophthalmus magnuspinnatus, 3563 nucleotides long. It is a transcript of the gene runx3, whose product is annotated as RUNX family transcription factor 3. The record is from RefSeq and is a predicted model, not a curated record. Bases 243 to 1508 code for a protein of 421 amino acids. Gene Ontology annotation, biological process: regulation of cell differentiation; neuron differentiation; regulation of transcription by RNA polymerase II. Gene Ontology annotation, molecular function: DNA-binding transcription factor activity, RNA polymerase II-specific; ATP binding; RNA polymerase II cis-regulatory region sequence-specific DNA binding. Lineage: Eukaryota; Metazoa; Chordata; Actinopteri; Gobiiformes; Gobiidae. Gene Ontology annotation, cellular component: nucleus. The transcript is spliced from 8 exons.
UGGCGAGGAAGAUGCAGAUAGACUGUGGCUAAUGUUGACGCUCAAAUUAGGCCACCACCACGGUGAACUGAAGGAAAGGCAGACCGCGCUCAGGCUAACCGGCUAACCUCUCACAACUCCACAGACCUCUCUGCCACCAGACCACUACAUUACCCACGUGCCUCAGGUGGGCCGCUGUGUCCCAGCCCGGUCAGUGGACACUGGCUGUAGCAGGGACUCUUAACUCUGCUGGUUCCUCUGUCAUGGCAUCUAACAGCAUCUUUGACUCCUUCUCCAACUACAGCAGCAGUCUUCUCCGAGAGCCGCCCACCACCAGACGGUUCACGCCGCCCUCCACGUCCUUUCCCUGCAGUAAGAUUGGAGACGGAAACGGGACCAUGACCACCCCGGGGUCGCUGAGGUCUAGACAGGACACCAGAAACGUGGUGGACGUCCUAGCUGACCACGCUGGAGAACUGGUCCGGACUGACAGCCCCAACUUCCUCUGCUCCGUCCUGCCAUCUCACUGGAGGUGCAACAAAACUCUUCCAGUGGCAUUCAAGGUUGUGGCUCUCGGUGACGUGCCCGAUGGGACGCUGGUCACCGUGAUGGCCGGGAACGAUGAAAACUACUCUGCUGAGUUGAGGAAUGCCUCCGCCGUGAUGAAGAACCAAGUGGCCCGUUUCAAUGACUUGCGUUUUGUGGGGAGGAGCGGCCGAGGGAAGAGCUUCACCCUGACCAUCACUGUGUUCACUGGACCGCCACAAGUGGCCACGUACCACCGCGCCAUUAAAGUCACCGUGGAUGGACCUCGUGAGCCACGCAGACACAGAGUGAAAAUGGAGGACCCUCAGAAGAUGCAAUUCUCUGACAGACUGUCAGAGAUUGAGCGUUACCAGCGCACUAUGAGGAUAAGCUCAGUGAACAAUAACCGCUCCAUCCAUCAAACCCACCUCAGCACUCCACAAGCUGCUCUCUGGCCAGAGCAAAUGGACACUCCAGCUCUUAAGACGUGUAAGGUAGAAGAGGAUUUAAGACCCUGGGCAGGUACUACAGAUCUUUUUCCACAGAGGACCACCUUCCCAUCAUUGUCACCACUGACUGACCCUCGCUUCUCAGAUCCACGCAUGCACUACCCAGGGGCCUUUCCCUACUCCACUAACACAUCUAGUACAGGCAUCGGUGGCCUCAGCAUGCCAGCCUCUUCUCGAUACCACACCUACCUACCACCACCAUACUCAAAUAAUCAGACCCAAAACUUCCAGUCUAACUCAUACCUGUAUUACGGUACUGGCUCUGGCUCCUAUCAGUUCUCCAUGGUAGCACCUGGAAACGCCGGGGGUGAGCGGUCUCCCACUCGUCUGCUGUCCUGCUCGGGGGCUACAGGCGCCGGAGGGGCCAACAGUCUGAUGAACCCGGGGCUGACCAGUCAGAGUGAAGGUGUAGAAGCAGAUGGCAGCCACAGCAACUCCCCCACAGCCAUGAGUGCCUCGGGACGCCUGGACGAGUCUGUCUGGAGGCCAUACUGACUGAAAGCUUCAGGAUUUCAUGUCCAAGAGGGUGCUGAGCAAAACUGAACACUGAAGGACUAAAGUAUUGCUGCAUGGUUGCCUUUUAUUUUACCAGCACUUACUUUUCAUCUGCAUUUUAAUUUUUGAACUAAUGAUUUCUUUGGUACUUCCACAUAAACUCUUGGUACUAUGCAUUAUCAUUAUCAAAACAACAUAAGACCAUAUAGUCUAAGUGAAGUAAGGGCCAGCCUCAGAAAGUCAUAAAUGGAAGAACAAAUGUUGGCUGCACCAAUAGAAAUGAUGAUCUAAAACAUCAAAACACUUUCCUCCCACACAGGAGAAGAGUAGCAUGACUGCUCCAGCAACGUUCCACAGUCUGGCCAUACUGCUGUAGCAAAAGGUCCUUUUACGUUUCGAUUUCUGUUUGAAACAAAACGCUCGUGUGUCAGUUUUGUCAGGAUUUUAUUGCUCAUAGUCCUUUGUGACAAUUAAUUUAUUAUUCAGUAAAUGAAACAACUGUGUUCGUCAAACAAUACAGAAGAAACUGCUGCAUCACAGACAUCUUGGAAGCCAUUUAAAAUUUGGUUUACUUGGUAAAAUAUUUUUGUUCCUAAUCUAUUCAAUUUUUGCAGGUUUUUAAACGAAUGUACAGAUCCAAUGUGUGCUUUUAUGUUUACCUUUUUGUAAUUAUUUUCACAUUUUAAAAAUGUCUUUACCUUUUUCAAUAUUUAUUUGAGCCAAACCUUGUGGAAAUGUUCACAUACGUAUAACCAACACAUUUAGGCAUUUGUGACAUUUUUCUCUCUAUAUUAAGUUUCUACCAAACUUUCUUGAACACAAAUUUGGAAUUGUGUAAUAUAUUUUAACUAAAUUAUAAAAUAGCAAAAAUAAUUAAUAUUUGUCCGUCAUUGCAGCUUCGAUGCACUAUUACCUACUCUCUUUGAAUGGGCUGUAUUACCUUAUGUCUUCUGAUCUUUCAAAAACUUUUAUAGAUGUGCAGUUUAUGCCAUAUGCUCAUUGUUUGCACUAUUUUAUUUUUAUGUAUCUUUGAGUACAGCUAUCAUUAUUAAGCUAAAUGUAAGCAUUCCUCCCCUUCAACCAGAACAAACGCUAUGAACAUUUAUGUGGAUAUUUCCCUUGUCCUGAGGUUGUUUGCCUUUAGUUAGAAGACAGCUAUCCCUGCAGGAAGACAUGUAGAUGAAGGGUUAGACAGAGAAGGUGGGAUUACAGUGGUGUCUUCUUACAAACACCAAGGGCAGUUAUGCUAAAGAAAAAGCUUGCCAAGUCCCUUUGUUCUUCGUAAUCAUCAGUGAGUUCUUUGAAGCUUUUAUGGUCCUAAUUCUGUCUUCUCAAGUCUAAUUUACUAGCCGCCAGUGCCACGGGCUCAUUGCUCUGCCAGAGGUUCAUUCUCCUACACAUAAAUUGCCCUGUAUUGUACAUGGGCUGGCUGUUACUUUGCCAAUGCCAAAAACUUUUUUCACAUAAGUUGGAUGAUUAGUAGUAAAGUCUUCACUUCAUUUAAGGGACUAGGUUUUGUUCAUAGCAUCCCAAAUUCUUACGAGAGCCAAAAGAUUUAUUUUCUACUAUUUAUAAUUAAGCUGCAGAAUAAAUGCAAAUUGAAGGAGACUGCCUGUAUUAUUCUUCUGCCUAAGUUUCAUUCCUGUUGCUUUUUUAUUGCAAACUAUGCUUUAUUUAUUAUGGGCAAAAAUCAUGCAGCUAGUGAAACCAUACUAAUAUUGUGUGGUUAUUCCAAAGAAAUCAAAGAGCUUUACAACUGCCUGUUUAAAUAAGUAUAAAGAAACUGCAACUGAUGUUUUUAAGAAGCCAAAAUGUACAAAUCUGUUGAAUGGUGUAUAUUAAGGAAAAAAAAAAAGACAAAAAUGACUUUUUUAACAAAACAAAUAUUUCAUCUCAUUCUAAUUGUCUUCAUACUCAAAGCAUGUGCAACAGAAAAGGUUAUUAAUUUAUGAUUUUUAUGUAUGUAUGCCUUGCCAUUAAAGCCUCCUGAGUGCUAAAAUAAUGUUUGCAGACUAUGUAAUUUUCAAUAAUUUGAAUAAAGAAAAAUCAUGCCAA